AAGUUGACGCAAACUAUGGCACUAUUGUGGCGUUCCAAGCGGAUUUAGCGUGUACUAAGCGUCGGGAGUGUUUCCCCUAGCAGCAAGUAGACGCACUUUCAGGAUUUUUUCCCAAAAUGAAGUUUAAUCCAGCUCUGCUAUUGUGUUUCACUAUGCUUUUGCAAAGGAGGCGUAAUAGAAGGGACAAGGAAAAGCAACGAGUAAGGAAAAGGCCCUGGAAGCUUCCCCAUCUUUAUCUGCAUGAAGAGCAGGGAGUUUUUCCCAACCUCAUCCAGGAGUUGAGAUGCAAUGAGGAGGAGAAAUUUAGAAAUUUCCUACGUAUGCCACCAAAGAUUUUUGAUGAAUUACUGGUGUUGGUAACACAUUUAAUUAAAGUACAGAACACCUCCUUCAGAGCCAGCAUAUCUCCAGCAGAAAGGCUUGCUAUCACUCUUCGUUUUUUGGCAACUGGUGAGACUUAUCGCAGCUUGUCCUACACGUUCCGAGUGGGAGAGACAACAAUUGGACUGUUGGUCCCCAAGACCUGCAGUGCAAUUUACCAAGUUCUACAGCCAGAGUUCUUGAAAUGUCCACAGACUAAGGAGGAGUGGAAAAGCGUUGCAAAAGGGUUUCAAGAAAAAUGGAACUUCCCCAACUGCAUAGGGGCAUUAGAUGGGAAGCACAUCAACAUCCGACCUCCCAUACAUUCAGGCAGCAAAUACUUCAACUACAAGCAACGGUUCAGCAUUGUAUUAAUGGCCCUGGUAGAUGCCGACUAUAAGUUUCUGUAUGUGGAUGUUGGUUGCAAUGGAAAGGUGUCUGAUGGAGGUGUAUUUCGUGCAUGUACACUUGAUCAGAGCAUGCGGGACAGAACUGCAAACAUACCAGAUCCAACACCAUAUCCAGGGGAUGAUACUCCCAUGGCCUACACAAUCGUAGCUGAUGAUGCCUUCCCCCUAAGAGAUGAUAUUAUGAAACCCUACCCUUAUCGUUCAAUGGAGCUGGACAAACGUGUCUAUAAUUACAGGCUGUCUCGUGCCCGAAGGGUAGUUGAGAACGCUUUUGGGAUCAUGGCAAAUAAAUUCCGGGUUCUUCUGACUAACAUCGCCCUCCCACCAAAAACUAUAGAUAAAAUAGUUAUGGCAUCAUGCGCCCUUCACAACUAUUUGCACGUUAAGAUUGGGAAUGGGUAUAUGGCAAAAGUUGGAGACAGUGAGGAUCCUGCAACACAUGAUAUAACCGCGGGUUUGUGGCGUAAAGAUCCACAGAUUGAACAGGCAGCUCUGAACCCAGGUACGAACCCAACGAAGAAGGCCAAAGCUCAUAGAGAUCUGCUAAAGUCAUACUUUAAUUCUGAGCUGGGGGCUGUUGACUGGCAGUGGGGCAAAUGCUAAAUAUGCUAUGUCACAUAGUGAAGUAAUGAAAUAAUUAAAAAAUGAUAAAAUAAUUUGUGUUUAUUAUUUAUUGUCCCA
Priapulus caudatus is the source of this 1451-nucleotide messenger RNA. RefSeq lists its product as uncharacterized. NCBI's taxonomy places the organism in Eukaryota, Metazoa, Priapulida, Priapulimorpha, Priapulimorphida, Priapulidae. The record is from RefSeq and is a predicted model, not a curated record. Bases 117 to 1373 code for a protein of 418 amino acids. The transcript has 3 exons.